Molecule: messenger RNA, 312 nt
Organism: Fusarium graminearum PH-1
Lineage: Eukaryota; Fungi; Ascomycota; Sordariomycetes; Hypocreales; Nectriaceae
Exons: 1
Coding region: 1-312 (103 amino acids)
Source: RefSeq, a predicted model, not a curated record
AUGGCGACGACUUUAAUCGAUCUCGAGGCUGUUACAGUUGCAAUGGAGUACCACGAUGAUGACGCGAUGCGGUUGCUUGUUAAGCCUGAUCCAGAGCACAUGGCCAUAAAAUUCACAUUACACAUCGAAGGGAAUUCUGCCUUUUUCGACAUAUCUAUCCCCUUCAGAUACAAGACGAAAACCGACACAAGGGGGACAAUCCAUGUCCGUAUCGACCCCCGAUCGAUUAUCUCUCUCGAUUUUUCCACCAAAACAGACCUCCCUAAUGAAGUCAAGGGGCUAUUCGAUUCCGCGGAAUAUCUUGAGUUUUGA